Messenger RNA from Phanerochaete carnosa HHB-10118-sp, 1718 nucleotides. RefSeq lists its product as uncharacterized. The transcript has 3 exons. Bases 29 to 1036 code for a protein of 335 amino acids. The record is from RefSeq and is a predicted model, not a curated record. NCBI's taxonomy places the organism in Eukaryota, Fungi, Basidiomycota, Agaricomycetes, Polyporales, Phanerochaetaceae.
ACCAUGCCUCUCUUGCAACUCAUCACAAAUGCCUCUCGCACAGAUCGACGACAAGGGAACCUCCGUCUACUACGAGGACUCCGGUGCGCCAGAUGGCUCCUCGACAUAUACUACUGUCGUUAUGGUGCACGGUCUGCUGAUUAACUCCGCCACUUUUGAUCGCAUGCUACCGCUCGCCUCUAAGUAUGGCUUGCGCAUAAUCACUAUGAACAGCCGAGACUACCGCGACUCAACACCGUAUACCGCUGAAGAGCUCUCGCACAUGACGAGCCCCGACCUCAACGUUCAAGCAUCAGCGGUGCGCAGAUGGGGACGAGAGGUCGCUCUCUUUCUCGCAUACGUCUGCCAGACAUUGCGCGUCCCUGCUAUCGCAGGUGAAGGGGUCAGAAAAGAGGGCGGGCUGGUGCUUACGGCGUGGUCUCUGAGUGGUAUUACGAUCUUGUCUAUCCUGGGAGAUUCCCAGACGUUGGGAAGCGACCUGACGGCUGCGCUUGCCCCUUACUUACGCAAGGUCGUCCUCUAUGACUCGCCGGCAAUCAUAUUUGGCGUCACAGCCGACAUAGGUCUUACCUGGCCCUACGUUGAUGAUACGAUCCCGCCCGAGCGGAAGCCAGAUGCGUUUGUCGACUGGGCGUCCUCGUACAACACUGUGUUGCCGGAGGGCGUGCCUAUCACAGCCGAAGCGCUCCGCAAGCACUACAAGGUUCUUCCGCGCACACCGACACUCCGCACCCUCCCGACCGAGGAAUUCAAGCGCACUGUCAACCCUGAGGUCAGCACCCGCUCAGCAUUGAUCAUGGGUACGGACGAUUCGAUCCGCCAGAAGUAUGCCCGCCGCACGUUCUCUGACGCGGAUGCGGUCUUCCCUGAUGUCGACGUCCUCUUCCUUUGGUGCGACCAGUCUGUAUGGCUUACCGCCUGGGGAGCCAAGAUUUUCCAGGACUUGGUUGCCGAGGCAGCUGAGCCGGGCAAGAAAAAGCGAAAGACCGCUUUCCUCAGGGUGAAGGGUGUGAACCAUCUCGUGAGUCCUCUUUAACUAAGUGGAUGUGCUGCUAUAAGGUCGCUAACUACUGCGUAGCUUCACUGGGAUGAACCUGACAGGACGGUUCGCAUUUUCGCAGAGAAUUGUAAGAAUUAAUCUGCAAUGGGCGGCUGAAUCCGCUAUGAGGAAGGCGUAAAGCGUUGAAGGACUGCAGAUUCACUAUUACAGUGCUAUCGUUAGAUUGUGCCUUUUUCAUUUUGCCUUGUUCAUUUUCAUAUCAAUCGUUAAACAAAACUAAAUUCCCGCUGGCAUCUUAUCCGAGGAGCCUUAUAAACCCAUCUUUUCUGUCUUGUGUCUAGGAUAUCGCAUCUAUCGCUCACAUAAGACAGUAAAGUUUCCUGACUGGAGCUUCUGCAACUGGGUCAACCUCCACCGGGCUUAGAAGAUUUGUGAACUAGCUAAUGCCGGUUUUCAAACAACUCAAACAAUCAUAAUUAUCCCAUACCCUGCAUUCACACUGCCUUUGACCUCUGCGUGCUGUUAAAGUCCGUCUACCGACGACUUGGUGGCGUUCGCGGUUGAGAACGUUGAGGCCUUGAGGCCGGAAGUGCUAUGCGCAUCACCACGGCGCCAUAUGGUUUCCUUGCCGCCAUCGAGCUCGGCUCUGUUGUCCUCCACCGUGACGCUGGAUCACAGCGCAGGUCUACUUGCAGUUCACUUACUGCACGACUCGUCG